Messenger RNA from Ectocarpus siliculosus, 3207 nucleotides. The record is from the annotation of a GenBank genome assembly. Lineage: Eukaryota; Phaeophyceae; Ectocarpales; Ectocarpaceae.
AUGCGGUCUCACCGCCAAGCAGCGAAAGAUGUAGCACCAGCAGCAGCGCCCAGCCUCAAGCACCUGACGCAGCUGGCGGUCGUGGGAAUAUGCGUGGGAACAGCCGCGGCAGGGUCCACGACUUCCUCCGCCUCGGUACCGCGGCGGUCGUCGGCAAUGGAUGCCAGGAGCCCGCUCGCCUUUGCGCUACCUCCGUCGUUGCGGCCGUCACUUCGCUUCGCCGACGAUACCCGGGACGUGCGCGGAGGGCGCCGACAGGCCGGCGGGAGGAGGGCGGUGGCGGCUUCGGCGGCGUCUCUAGGGGGGGCGACGUCGAUGUUUUCGUGGCGGCGGGGAGGGGGGGGAGGGGGUGAGUCUCGGGGGAUGGGGGGCAGGAGGAGUAGCAGAAUAGAGGCUUACCCCGCCUUUGGAACGGGUACGGCCGCGGGACCGCGGUUGAGGGCGGUGGGAUCACCACUGAAAAAGGCGUUUUCGUGGGGGCGGGGGCUCCAGAGCAGGGGAGAGGGGGUGGGGGGGGUCAGGGUCGAUUCCAUUUCUUCCGCAGCGGCGGUGGCGGCGGCGGCGGCGGCCACGGCCACAGGCGGGAGUGACAAGGUCGGGGGCGCAGUGGGUGGCGCGAUGGAGGCGGAGGGCCCCGCGAGUUUUAAGCUCGGCGCGGACCUCAUGACGGACCUGAAGCGUAGGGCGAAGUUUUACAAGUCCGAUUGGUCGGACGGAGUCAACCGCAAGUCCUUGCCGGCAAUCAUGUUUCUCUACUUCGCUUGCCUCCUCCCGGCGGUGGCGUUCGGGGGAAUCGCCACCCAGGUAACCCAGGGCACGCUAGGCGUGAUCGAGUACGUGGUGUCGUGCGGCCUGGGGGGGAUGACGUACGCGGCUUUCGGCGGCCAGCCAAUGACGUUCAUCGGCCCGACGGGGCUCACGCUGGCGUUUAUGACGUCACUCUACAGCUUCACGUCCGUGGCGGGGCUCCCGUUCUUGCCAGUGUAUGCGUGGGUGGGGCUGUGGACGUCGGCGUUCUUGGCAACGCUGGCCUUCGUGGGGGCUUCGAACCUGAUCGAGUUCGCGACGCAGUUCACGGACGACGUGUUCAACGCGCUUCUCUCGGUCAACUUCAUCUACGAGGCCGCGCGGUCUCUGAUGCGGAACUUCAGCCCCGCUGCGGCCGGAUACACCCAGGCCGGCGCGCUGAUGAGCCUGAACGUUGCGGUGGCGACGUACGUGGGAUGCCGCAAGACAUCGGGGGCCCUAAGCUCGACAUUUUUCAACGGCGGGAUUCGCGAGUUCAUGUCAGACUUCGGACCUUUGGUGGUGAUCGUGGGCAUGUCGUGCUUCUGCGCCCUCCCGUCAUGGAAUGGUCUGCUGAGCUUCCUCGAGGUGCCGAACGCCUUCAUGCUGUCUAAGGGCCGUUCCUGGGUAGUUCCCAUGUUCUCCGUCACGCCGGUGGUGAGGCUGGCCUGCGCUGUCCCAGCCAUGUUGCUCACGUCUCUCUUUUUCUUAGACCAAAACAUAUCGGCUAGGGUGGUGAACUCCCCGCGGCACAAGAUGACAAAGGGCGCGGCCUACCACCAGGACAUGCUGGUGCUCGGGAUUAUCACCGGCCUCUUGUCGGUGGUUGGGCUGCCGUGGCAGUGCGCCGCUACCGUGCAGAGCCUUAACCAUGUCCGGCAGAUGGCUACCUUCGAGCCGGCCACGUCGGCGGCAGGGGGUCGCUCCGAGACCAUCGAAUCCAUGCACGAGACGAGGCUGACAGGGUUCUGCGUCCACGCCCUCGUGCUGGGCAGCCUGGCGCUGCUGCCGCAGCUUGGGAAGAUCCCGAUGGCUGUGGUUUCUGGGAUUUUCCUGUACCUCGGCCGGAAGGCCAGUGGCACGUGGAGGUGUACUAGGCUGCUUCCAGUACGACAAGAGGAAAGGAGAGCAAACAGCAGCAUUCGUGGCUAGGAUAGAGAGCUCUGUCUCGGCUGCGAUUUCGCGGUGCCCCCAGCAGUCGAUCAUUUUUUUUCCAGUUUUUCUGUUGGACGUCUCCCUGCUCCUCUUGGCCGCAUCAGUUUUGGAAGGCCCCUGUAGUGUGGCUUCGGACUGGGUUUUCCGCUAGAUGGCGGGAGAGCACGCGUGGUAGUAGCAUGCUCUCUUUAGCUUUUUUAAGUCAGGGCCCUCGUCCAUCGAGCGACCUGAGUCUUUCCUGCCUUGUGUUCCUGAUGUCCUGUCUUUUUUCUCCCUCGAAUCGUUGUAAAGCUGACGAGUCGGGGGCGUUGAGGAAGAGAGGGGAGGGGGCAGGGUAAUUAUCCUAGCGUCCGUCUUCCGCUAAUCUUUGCAUUGGGUUGCGGGGGCGCUUCAUCUCGUUUGUCAUCUUGUCAUCUAUCUGGCUGGUGAGAUGUAGAGAGUUUGCAGGGGAUCCGAUAGGAAGAGAAGGGAAAGGGAAGGAGACUUUUUGUGUGUUAACUUUAGAGAAGCUGUUUUGCGUAUAGAAAUUGCUUCGGCGCUCUUUUUUGUCCCUAUCUCUCAAAAGUAGGGCGGCGGGGAGGGGGUUGACUAGAGAAGCUUCUUAGAGAACGGCUAAGCACGCAACAUCCCUUCACUGUGGAGAAGCUCGCUGGCCACUUUUCCAUUUAUCUCUUGUCCUUGUUUUAGAAAGACUUUUUGUGUGUUUCUUGUUGGCGCGUCCAAAGCAUUAACAAGGCGCGCGGAGAAGAAAGCAGGCAUGGGAGAGCGAACGCCGCGCGUGGCCAUGUGUUUGCGUGCGUGCGUGAUUUUGAUUACCACCAACAACCGCUUUCCUUAUCGCUUGCGCGCGACCAGCCGUGUUUUUUUUAUUAGAAAGUUAACAUAAUCUCACAGAAAGACUGCAACCCGUUCGAGAUAUGUAACCACAGUCGAAAGGGAUGUGCUCAAGUCUUUUGAGUGAGUGGAGGGGAAACCGGCUGGAAACUGGGCUUACUUGUAGUUUGUUGAAGCCUGAACACUGAACUGUAUCAGUGAGCCGUUUGCCCCACGACGAUGGGUGACUGACGACUCUCUUGCCAUCCUUCUGCGUUUUGAAUUUGAGGCUUCUUUGAUGGGCCAAACGGUUCAUUUUUUUAGAAGGGUGACGCAGAGGAAAGCGGUUCUCAAAAAUCUUCGCCAUCACAACGAUUGGGAGUCUCGAGAUGAUCAUGUUUUUCAAUAUUACGUGCCUCACUCUUGUUUAUUUGGCAAGGGGGGAUACUCGUC